This is a messenger RNA of Centropristis striata (black sea bass), 3088 nucleotides long. RefSeq names its product stromelysin-3-like. The record is from RefSeq and is a predicted model, not a curated record. Lineage: Eukaryota; Metazoa; Chordata; Actinopteri; Perciformes; Serranidae. Gene Ontology annotation, cellular component: extracellular matrix; Hrd1p ubiquitin ligase ERAD-L complex; endoplasmic reticulum membrane. Gene Ontology annotation, biological process: endoplasmic reticulum unfolded protein response. Gene Ontology annotation, molecular function: ubiquitin-specific protease binding; misfolded protein binding; metalloendopeptidase activity. The coding region runs from base 467 to 3088 and encodes 873 amino acids. The transcript is spliced from 16 exons.
GUACAGGCUCGGCGAUUUAAUGUUGUUAAUUUGGGAAAUCGUGUGUUUUUAUACAUAAAAUAACUUUAUAUUGAGUUUCUUAGUCUUCACAAAAUCCACAGCCACAGGUGGGUGAAAAAAACCCGCAGAGCCGCAAAUCGUCAUCUGUUUCGAGUUGCUGCGGCAGAGAAAGGGUUAAGAGUCACAUGGUAGCGGGUGGUAUUAUCAGCCCUGGGCUAAAAAAAAAAAAAAAAAAAAAAGUGUAUGUGCAGGAAAAAAAACCUUUAGGAGAACAAAGAAAUCAGAGUCUAUUUAAAGAGAGGUAGCCACUGCGCACCGCUCACAGCUGCGCCAAAUCCAGCCUGCCUGUGCACCAGCAGCACCAACAGCAGCUCCAGCACCUCCAGCACCUCCAGCACCUCCACCUCCACCUCCAGCAGCAGCAGCAGCAGCGGCGGCGGCGGAUCGGCUCCGGACGGCGGCGAGGAUGCGGACUUCUCUGCUCGUGUGCUGCUGCGUCUUUGCGCUGCAAUGCGUCCCGAGCACGCUCUGUGUCCCGGUGCGGGGACCCGGCAGGUACAAGCUGGCACCGGUCUCUGAAAAGUUCCCCGACCUGAAGAAGAAGGGAAGAGCUCCUCAUUCUCAGGACCUGGUGAAGGAGACGAGUCUGCAGACGACCAACGCCUCCAACACGUGGAACCGCCCUCGAUGCGGCGUGCCGGACUUCCCCGCACACAAAGAGGUGAAUUAUCGGGGCCGACAGAGACGCUUUGUCCUGUAUGGAGGACGCCUGGAGAAGACGGACCUCACCUACAGGAUCGUGCGGUUCCCCUGGCAGAUCAGUGAGGAGAAGGUUCGCCGUGUGUUCCGCGAGGCGCUGAAGAUCUGGAGCGACGUGACGCCGCUGACCUUCACCGAGGUCCACAGCGGGAAGGCCGACAUCCGCAUCGACUUCACCAGGUACUGGCACGGAGACACGCUGCCCUUCGACGGCCCCGGGGGGAUCCUCGCUCACGCCUUCUUCCCCAGAACUCACCGGCAGGGAGACAUCCACUUCGACUACGACGAGUCCUGGACCCUCGGGAACCACAUGGGCACAGACCUCCUGCAGGUCGCCGCCCAUGAGUUCGGGCACGUCCUGGGCCUGCAGCACUCCCGCGAGCCGGGAGCCAUCAUGUCCGCAUACUACUCCUUCUCCUACCCGCUGAGGCUGAGCGAGGACGACAAGCGAGGCAUCCAGUACCUGUACGGAGCGCAGCCGCGGGUCCUGCCUUCGCCAUCGCCGCCGCCACCGCCACCCAACCCUGAGACCAACGAGAUUGUCACUAAUCCCGACGCCUGCCAGACGGACUUUGAUGCCGUGUCUAUGAUCCGGGGGGAGCUGUUCUUCUUCAAGGCGGGCUACGUGUGGCGGAUCAGGGACGGGCAUCUGGAGAGCGGCUACCCGGCGCUGGCGUCCCGUCACUGGAGGGGGAUUCCCGACAACAUCGACGCCGCCUUUGAAGACAAGUCGGGAAAUAUCUGGUUCUUUCAAGGGGGGAACUACUGGGUGUUUGACGCUGAGAUGCAGAUCAGAGGGCCCGACUCCGUCAGGGGUCUGGGCCUGUCGGUGCCGGGGAUCCAGGCGGCGCUGCGCUGGGGCCACGACGCCAGCUACGACACCUACUUCUUCAGCUCGGGCAGCUACUGGAGGUUCAGCCCCGGAGACAACCGGGUGGAGUCCGUGUACCCGCGCAGCAUGCAGGACUGGAGCGGCAUCCCCGACGACGUGGACGCUGCCUUCAGGGACAUCUACGGCUACGCUCACUUCCUCCGAGGCCGACAGUACUGGAAGUUCGACCCGGUCGGUAUGAACUCGUUGGAGGGCUACCCUCGCUACGUCGGCAUGGAUUUUUUUGGCUGUAGGAACGUCAGAGACGUUUGUGUUUUCAUCCUGCGGAUUCAGGAGGCGAUCUCCUUCAAAUCUGUUUAUGCUUUACUCCAUUUAUUGAAUUACACCUUCUUCUCAGGAAAACCAGUGAGCAGCAGCAGGAGGAGGAGGAGGAUGGCUCACAGCUUCACUCAGGAGUACUUUCAGAUCCCCGUGGUGACCCGAGCGUACACCACCGCCUGUGUCCUCACCACCGCCGCCGUGCAACUUGACGUCAUCACCCCCUUCCAGCUUUACUUUAACCCCGACCUCAUCAUCAGAAGAUACCAGAUAUGGCGUCUGAUCACCAGCUUCCUCUUCUUUGGUUCUCUUGGAUUCAGUUUCGUGUUCAAUAUCAUCUUUCUUUAUCGAUACUGUCGAAUGCUGGAGGAAGGAUGUUUCCGGGGAAGGACGGCUGAUUUUGUCUUCAUGUUUCUGUUCGGAGGAAUCGUGAUGAGCCUGUUCGGUCUGUUCGCCAACGUCUUCUUCCUGGGCCAGGCCUUCAUCAUCAUGCUGGUGUACGUGUGGAGCCGCAGACAUCCGCUCGUACGCAUGAACUUCUUCGGCCUGCUCAACUUCCAGGCGCCGUUCCUCCCCUGGGUGCUCACGGGCUUCUCGCUGCUGCUCGGGAACUCCAUCGUGGUCGACCUCCUGGGCAUCAGUGUGGGUCACAUGUACUACUUCUUAGAAGACGUGUUUCCAAACCAGCCGGGAGGAAGGAAGCUGCUGAUGACACCAGAACUUCUACGGACCAUGUUUGACCAGCCAGAAGACCCAGACUACCGUCCCCUCCAAGAGGAGCAGCAGGGAGGAGGAGGUCUGCAGCAGGGGGGAGGAGGUCUGGAGCGGGGCGGAGGAGGUCUGCAGCAGGGAGGAGCAGGUCUGGAGCAGGGAGGAGGUCUACAGCAGGGAGCAGGUCUGGAGCAGGGAGGUGGAGGUCUGCAGCAGGGAGGAGCAGGUCUGGAGCAGGGAGGAGCAGGUCUGGAGCAGGGAGGAGGUCUACAGCAGGGAGCAGGUCUGGAGCAGGGAGGUGGAGGUCUGCAGCAGGGAGCAGGAGGUCUGCAGCAGGGAGCAGGUCUGGAGCAGGGAGGAGGUCUGCAGCAGGGAGGAGGAGGUCUGCAGCAGGGAGCAGGUCUGGAGCAGGGAGGAGGAGGUCUGCAGCAGGGAGCAGGUCUGGAGCAGGGAGGAGGUCUACAGUAG